AUGUAUAACUUUAAUUCAGAAAAUGGAAUUCCUCAAUUACUAUUAUAUGCUGGGUUGAUUCUUCCAAUGAUUCUCUUAUUACUUAUAGGUGCUAUGAUGUUUGUUUGGACAAAAAUACACAUAAAUUACAAAUUUAUCUUUGAAUUUAAUCCAAGAAAUAAUUUGGACUUUCGUGAAUAUAUCGAG
Messenger RNA from Scutellospora calospora, 186 nucleotides. Lineage: Eukaryota; Fungi; Glomeromycota; Glomeromycetes; Diversisporales; Gigasporaceae. The record is from the annotation of a GenBank genome assembly.